UCAAAGAGGAGCAGAGUUUACACACUUUCAUUUUGUUGUGAUUUCUCUGAAGCUGAAGCUAUUGUUCUUAUUCUACAAACAAAUCUAACUAAUGGCAGCUAUUGUGGGAGAAAAAAUGAUCUCAAAUUCUGUAGAGGUGUUGUUAGAAAAGCUUGUUUCUGGUGAGUUCGUGGAUGAUUUUCGGAGCACAAAGCUUGACGAUUCACUCUUGACAAAGCUGAAGAAAACACUGAUGACUAUUGAAUAUGUACUUUAUAUUGACGAGAAUAAAGGGUUCACCACUUGUUCAAAAAAGAAAAAAGGGCUCACCACUUUAUUUAUUGAGGGGAAAGGGAUCAUCACCCGUUCAAAAAAAAUAAAUAAAGAGAUCACCAAUCCUACUUUCAACCAACGGUUGGAUAUGCUGAGAUGUGUUGUCUUAGAAGUUGAAAAUAAAGGGAUCAAAGAGCUAGGUGAAUCUUCUGCACGUUCUGCUCGGGUAGAUGAAUCUUCUAUUUAUGGAAGAGAUGAUGAUAGAAAGAAACUUAAACAUCUUUUAUUAUCUACUGGUUUUGAUAAUAGUAAAGUAGGAAUUAUUUCCAUUGUGGGUAUGGGAGGGAUUGGUAAAACAUCCCUUGCUAAACUGCUUUACUAUGAUCCCGAAGUAAGAGAAAAAUUUGAGUUAAAACUGUGGGCAAAUAUCUCAAAUGCUUUUGAACAUGUUAAUGAUUUUAGUGUUUUUGAAACCAUUCUUGAAUCUAUUGCUUCAAAAAAAAUCAGCGAUGAUAACUUGAAUAGACAAAAAACUGACACAAGUGAUGCGAAAAUCAUUUACCCAAAAGUUUUGCUCGUACUGGACGACGCGAGGGAUGCAGAAAUUGUCAAUCGAAUAUAUCAGAUGGAUAUCUUUAUUGCUGGGGAAAUGGGAAGUAGGAUCAUUGUUACAACUCGGAAUGAAAAAGUUGCUAUGUCCAUGAAAUACUCUCUUUAUGUUCACUAUUUGAGACCUCUCGAAAGUGAAGAUUGCUGGUCUUUAAUUGCCAGACAUGCAUUUGGACCAUGUAACUACCAAGAAAGAACCAAUCUAGAAGAAAUUGGCAGGGAAAUUGCAAAAAAAUGUGGUGGAUUGCCAUAUAUUGCACUAGCACUUGGGACUCUUCUUCGCAGCAAAAUUUCCCCAGAUUACUGGAAUUAUGUGCUAGAAACUAACAUUUGGGAAUUGACAGAUUCUGAGGUGCAAGAGGCUUUACGAUUGAGCUUACAUUAUCUGUUGCUUCCUCUAAAAGAAUGCUUUGCAUAUUGUUCAAAUUUUCCAAAGAAUUCCAUCUUAGAAAAGAAGACGAUAAUUCAGUUGUGGAUUGCAGAAGGUUUAGUAGAAUCGUCCACAAGUCAGGAGUGUUGGGAAAAAGUUGGAGAAGAAUACUUUGAUCUACUAGUGUCGAGGUUGUUGAUACAACUACGAUCUAUCGAUGAUGAGGAAGCAAACUUUGAAAUUAAUAACUUCAUGCAUGACUUAGGUACAACGGUUUCAUCACAAUAUGACUUGUGGACUCUAAAACAUAAUUUCUCUUACACUAGAGGGGAUUAUGACUCAUUAAAUAAAUUUGAUAAAUUGCAUGAAUUAAAAGGUCUACGUACCUUUCUAGCAUUACCAUUUCAAGAACAAUCUCCUCUUUGUCUACUAUCGAACAAGGUCAUACAUGCAAUGCUGCCAAGGAUGAAGAAGUUACGGGUGUUAUCUUUGUCAAACUACAGAAGUAUCACUGAGGUUCCCAACUCUAUUGGAAGUUUGAUAUACCUGCGGUACCUAAAUCUUUCUCACACACAGAUUGAAAGGUUGCCUUCUAAAACAUGCAAGCUUUACAAUCUACAGUUCUUGUUGUUGUCAGGCUGUAAAAGGCUCACUGAAUUGCCGGAAGACAUGGGAAAAUUAGUUAAUCUACUCCACCUUAACAUUAGUGACACUGCAUUGAGGGAGAUGCCCGAACAAAUAGCCAAACUACAAAAUCUCCAAAGUUUGUCUGACUUUGUUGUCAGCAGUGGAUUGAAGAUUGCAGAGCUAGGAAAAUUUCCCCAACUACAUGGAAAACUUGCAAUCUCACAGCUACAAAAUGUUAAUGACCCAUUGGAAGCUUCUCUAGCUAAUAUGAUGAUGAAAGAAAGAAUAGACGAGUUAGCUUUAGAAUGGGAUUGUGGUAGUAAUUUUUCAGAUUCAAAAAUACAAAGUGUUGUACUUGAAAAUUUGCGACCCUCGACAAAUUUGAAAAGUCUCACCAUCAAAGGCUAUGGUGGAAUCAGCUUUCCAAAUUGGUUGGGUGAUAUUUUAUUUAGCAACAUGAUGUCUUUAAGGAUCUCGAAUUGUGAUGCUUGUUUAUGGCUUCCUCCCCUUGGACAGUUGGGUAAUCUAAAAGAGCUCAUUAUUAAAGGGAUGCAAUCAAUACAGACAAUUGGUACUGAGUUCUAUGGAAGUGAUCGGUCUUCAUUUCAACCAUUCCCCUCCUUGGUGACUCUACACUUUGAGGAUAUGGAAGAGUGGGAGGAAUGGGACUUGAAUGGAGGUACAACAACAAAGUUUCCUAGUUUAAAAACUUUAUUAUUGAGUAAGUGCCCAAAACUUAGCGUAGGAAACAUGCCUAACAAAUUUCCUUCCUUAACUGAACUUGAGUUGAGAGAAUGUCCUCUACUGGUGCAAUCAAUGCCAUCAUUAGAUCGUGUAUUCAGGCAACUGAUGUUCCCUUCGAAUCAUCUUCGACAGCUAACCAUAGAUGGCUUUUCAUCUCCGAUGUCUUUCCCAACAGACGGUCUACAGAAAACCUUGAAAUUUCUGAUAAUCAGUAAUUGUGAGAAUCUAGAGUUCCCUCCUCAUGACUACUUGCGCAAUCACAAUUUUACAUCUCUUGAGGAAUUAACAAUAUCUUAUAGCUGUAAUUCAAUGGUAUCAUUUACCUUGGGCGCUCUCCCUGUCCUCAAGAGUUUGUUCAUUGAGGGUUGUAAAAAUCUGAAAUCGAUAUUAAUUGCAGAAGACGACUCCCAAAAUAGUCUCUCAUUUCUUAGAAGCAUCAAAAUAUGGGACUGUAACGAGCUGAAGUCAUUUCCCACAGGUGGAUUGCCCACUCCAAACCUCAUUUAUAUUGCAGUGUGGCAGUGUGAGAAGCUUCAUUCACUGCCAGAACCAAUGAACACUCUAACCAACCUUCAAGAAAUGGAAAUUGAUAAUCUACCAAAUCUUCAAUCUUUAAUCAUAGAUGAUUUGCCUGUCAGUUUACAGGAACUUACUGUUGGCUCUGUUGGAGUGAUUAUGUGGAAUACGGAGCCAACUUGGGAACAUCUGACUUGUCUUUCAGUGUUGCGAAUUAAUGGUGCUGAUACGGUGAAGACACUGAUGGGGCCAUCUCUACCUGCAUCGCUUCUGACACUAUGCAUCUGUGGUCUUACUGAUACACGCAUUGAUGGGAAGUGGCUUCAACAUCUCGUCUCUCUCCAAAAACUUGAGAUUAUUAAUGCUCCCAAACUCAAGAUGUUUCCUAAAAAAGGAUUUCCUUCCUCUCUUUCAGUGCUAAGUAUGACUCGGUGUCCAUUACUAGAAGCAAGUGUGCGCAGGAAGCGAGGGAAAGAGUGGCGUAAGAUUGCUCAUAUUCCCUCCAUAGUUAUCGAUGAUGAACUUAUCACAUGAGUUUCUUAUCUGGAAUUGUAUUCUCUGUCACCCCUACUUCUGCCCAAUAUUGCUGUUGUGAGAAGUCAAAUUUUCAUGUACAACCUGCAACCAAGUCCAGUCAAUGUUUUACUAAUCAUGAACAGAUGAAAAGGAGAAACAACACCUGCCGCAAAUAUGUUUGCUUGAAAAUUUACUAAGGGCUUCAAGUGGGAUUGAUUGCUUGCAACAAGAUGGCCGCAGUGGAAUCUAAGACAUGCAUUUACCGUCACCCAUGCUUGUUACAAGAGGCAAAACACAGAUGCUUGCCCGGAAGCUAGUUCAGUAACUGUUUUAUCGAUCAAGAGUGGAUGAUAAGGAGAAAUAGUGAUUUGAUCAAAAUGAAUUAGUCUCUCUUCAAGUAUCUUGCAGGAUUUAGAAAAUGAGAUACAAAUUUUCUUUUUUAAGAAAAUGAGCGAUUUUGAGAUCAAUUGUGUUGGGAUGGAGCUUGUUAAAGAUGCUGCUCAAAUUGCUACGGUUAAUGAUCUGGUCUAUCAAAAUUAAUUUAGUUUGUGGAGGUACAUUCGUCCAAUGGUUUUCUCCACAAAUCUUAAUGAUGUUUAGGGAAUAUCUACACCUUCGUCGAGAGAUCAUUGACAAUAGCCAUG
This is a messenger RNA of Medicago truncatula (barrel medic), 4278 nucleotides long. Its product is annotated as putative disease resistance protein At3g14460. Gene Ontology annotation, molecular function: ADP binding. The record is from RefSeq and is a predicted model, not a curated record. Bases 92 to 3652 code for a protein of 1186 amino acids. NCBI's taxonomy places the organism in Eukaryota, Viridiplantae, Streptophyta, Magnoliopsida, Fabales, Fabaceae. The transcript is spliced from 6 exons.